UAUCUCGCAAAUAUGCUAGAUAAAUUGCAUAAUAUUGACUGCGACGCUGGGCUUGUUCUCCCGAAAGACUGAGACUUGUCAUCGUUGCUUGUCGAACCUCUUGAGAGAUUAAUUAGAUUCACCUAUUCAUCCACAAAUAUGGAAACACGCACUCUCUCAACUCAUAAAUUGUCGAACACUUACUAUGUGAUAAAGGCUCAUGGUCAACACUUCAAGAUAUAUAAGGACUCUUCCUCUCGUGCUGCUGCCUACCGUGUCUGCCUUGAGCAAGGGUGCUACUACGACGCCGACGUGAAAAAGACCUGGGACCAGGCAUGGAAUUACGACCAGCAACACACCGCCGAGACGCUUGGGGCGGAGGUCAAAGGAGGCAAUACCUAUUGGAAAUAUGCCUACCAGCAGCACGGUGGGGAAUACCUGCAGUAUGGGGGGCUGACCUCUCAGGUGGAAAAGGCCCUCGAGGCGCAGUCGAAUCAUACGGGGAACAACUGGUGCUACUACUUGGGGGAGCACCACAGGGCGCGAGUUGCCCAGGAGAAAAAGGACGGGUAUCAGAGAUCCUAUCUCAUUCGGGACGUGGGCUGUGUGUUGCAGAAUGGAAAGAUCGAGAGACUAGAUGGAAGUAUUGACGACUCGACAUAA
Messenger RNA from Aspergillus brunneoviolaceus CBS 621.78, 642 nucleotides. RefSeq lists its product as uncharacterized. The record is from RefSeq and is a predicted model, not a curated record. The transcript is spliced from 3 exons. Bases 139 to 642 code for a protein of 167 amino acids. Lineage: Eukaryota; Fungi; Ascomycota; Eurotiomycetes; Eurotiales; Aspergillaceae.